Purpureocillium lilacinum is the source of this 1065-nucleotide messenger RNA. RefSeq lists its product as uncharacterized. Lineage: Eukaryota; Fungi; Ascomycota; Sordariomycetes; Hypocreales; Ophiocordycipitaceae. Gene Ontology annotation, molecular function: catalytic activity; molybdenum ion binding; pyridoxal phosphate binding. The record is from RefSeq and is a predicted model, not a curated record.
AUGAAGCUCACAGCGAUUUACGUCUAUCCCAUCAAGGCACUUCGCGGCAUCAGGCUCACAGAAGCCCAUCUUGGUCCGCAAGGCGUCGAGUACGACCGUCGCUUCAUGCUCUGCCGCGUCAAGCCGGGCGGCGAGCUUGCAAAGAUCCAGCUCUCCGAGCAUCCCGAAUGCAGCCUGUUUCAGCAGGAGCUUGUCCAAGGCGACACCCCUGAUGAGCGCGGCGUCAUCCGCGUUCGCUAUCUGGCCCCCAAGGAUGAACCCCUCGUGCCGCAUCACCCGCUUCAAGAUGAUGCGCUCGAAGUGCCUCUGGAUCCGGAGCUGUCAGACUUGGAGAGGAUCGAAGUCAACCUUCACCAAAGCAUGGUGAAUGCGUACCGCAUGGGCGCAGCUUACGAUGACUGGUUCAGUGCGUGCUUUGGGUUCGAAACCAUUCUCCUAUACAUUGGCGAUCAGCGGCGUCCUAUUCUUGGGACAUUUGCGCCGCAAGAUGGGGAGACUCGGGCGACAUCCACAGGCUGGCUCUCCACAGUCUCCAGCUACUUGCCUGGACUGGGCGCCUCGCCUCGACGGGAGCCUCCGUGGCUGGUCUUCUCGGAUCUAGCGCCUUUCCUGAUUACCAACGAGCAGUCCCUCCGCAACGUGUCAGCUCGCCUCUCAGAAGGGGACAUGGAAAUGUGGAAGUUCCGUCCCAAUCUUGUCGUUGACGCGCAUGACGAAUUUGAGGAAGACUUCUGGUCCGAGCUGUCUGUUGACGGCGCCCCGGCUUUCGCCCUCACCAAGCUCUGCAAUCGCUGCUCGUCAAUCAAUGUCGACUAUGACACCGGCCGCAUUGCAAAGGGAGAGCGUGGCGUCGUUCUCAAGAAGCUCAUGUCGGAUAGACGUGUUGACGCGGGAUACAAGUAUGCUCCCUGCUUUGGCAAGUACGGGUUUCUUGCCCGCGGUGUCUCUGGCCUCAACCUCAAAGUCGGCGACGAGGUUACCGUUACAAAACGAUCAGCCGAGAGGCCUGUCUGGGAUUGGCCCAUGAAGUCCAAGGGCGAGGCGCGCUUCUAUCAAUAUGCAUGA